Bactrocera latifrons is the source of this 661-nucleotide messenger RNA. RefSeq names its product sex-determining region Y protein. The coding region runs from base 102 to 485 and encodes 127 amino acids. The record is from RefSeq and is a predicted model, not a curated record. The transcript is spliced from 3 exons. NCBI's taxonomy places the organism in Eukaryota, Metazoa, Arthropoda, Insecta, Diptera, Tephritidae.
GCGAAGUGUGAAUAACGGCGCUUCCAGUGAACAUCGUAACUGCAGAUCUGACUGCUCGCGAAAGUGUUACAAAUUUAGAAACGGCUCGAAUUAGCUCUAAUAUGCAACGAACACGCGGGCUCUUCAAUGUGACCAUCGUUGUGGGCGCAUUGCUGCUGCUGAUGUGCGCCCAAAGCGCGGAUGCCAACGGUCAUCAGAAGAAGAAAAAGGUCGUCAUACACGUACCGGUCCACAAGAAGAUCGAGGAACACACACACACCAUUAUAAAGCAUAUACAUCAUCAUCACAAACCGAUUGUCAUCAAAGAGGAAAAGGUCAUACACGAGGAGCAUCAUCCGAUUAUACACAAAGAGCACAUCUCUCACGAGCAUCAGCAUCAUCACACGGAAAAGCACGAGCAUGUGCAUCCGAUUAUCGAAGAAGAAGAGGAACAUAUACACCAUCACCAUCAGUACGAACACAAGGAGGAGAGUCAUGAGAGCUGAGCAAAGUCCAUGUAGAUCCAUUAAAGCCAUGCAAAAUGUUUAAAAUUAAUAAGAAACUACUAAAUUUAAAAUUUCCGAAAUUACUUCUAAGGGAAUGGGACAGGUAUAUUGUUGGAUGCCGUGAGAGAUAUUACACGAUCACUAGUUUCAAUUUUCUUUUUUUGUUAAAUAAACAU